GGGAAUGCAUUGAAAGGGAAGGUUGGGAAGAAAGCAUACUUGGAGAACUGGCUGACGACGCUUCCAUCGCUGACACCAGGGGAGGUAGCUUACAGAGUUAACUUCGAUCAUGAGGAAGCCAUUGGAGUUCCUGGAGCUAUCAUCAUCACCAACAACCACGCCACUGAGUUCUUCCUCAAGACCAUCACUCUCGAAGACGUUCCCGGCGAAGGCACCAUCCACUUCGUCUGCAACUCCUGGGUUUACCCAAAACAGCGCUACGACUACGAUCGCAUCUUCUUCAGAAACAAGGCGUAUCUUCCAAGUGAAACGCCAGCGCCACUGCGGUAUUAUAGAGAGCAAGAGUUAAAGAAUUUGAGAGGAAAUGGAACAGGAGAGCGUAAGGAAUGGGACAGAGUCUAUGACUAUGCUUUGUACAACGAUUUGGGUGAUCCUGACAAGGGUCCGCAGUAUGUUCGCCAAAUCCUUGGAGGGUCUAGCGAAUUCCCUUACCCUCGCAGAGGAAGAACUGGCAGAGCACCCACCAAGACAGAUCCCAACAGCGAGAGUAGGAUGUUUAUCCUUACGAGCAUAAAUGUAUAUGUUCCACGUGAUGAACGAUUUGGUCACGUGAAGAUGUCAGACUUCCUCGCUUAUGGAUUGAAGUCUCUGUCUCAAGCCAUCAAACCAGCGCUGGAAGGUUACUUUGAUGGCACCGAGCACUGGGACAGCUUCAAGGAAAUAGAUAACUUGUAUGACGGAGGAUUUAAGCUACCAGUAGCUGUACUCGACACUAUCAGGAAAAAUGUUCCCUUUGAGAUGCUCAAGGAAAUUUUCCGAACUGAUGGUGAACAGUUCCUCAAAUUCCCUGUGCCUCACGUGACUAAAGUGGAUAAGUCUGCAUGGAGGACUGAUGAAGAAUUUGCUAGAGAAAUGUUGGCUGGAGUGAACCCUGUCAUCAUUCGUCGUCUCGAAGAAUUCCCACCAACAAGCAAGCUAGACCCUAACGUUUAUGGUGAUCAAUCUAGUAAAAUUACUGAAGACCACAUUGAGAAGAGCCUGGAAGGGCACAAUGUAUUUGAGGCGCUCUACGGCAACAGGUUGUUUAUAUUGGAUCACCAUGAUGCUUUGAUCCCAUACUUGAGGAGGAUAAAUUCAAUGGACAAUUCCACAAGGAUUUAUGCUAGCAGGACGCUCCUGUUCCUUAAAGACGACGGCACUUUGAAACCAUUAGCCAUUGAAUUAAGCUUACCACAUCUUGAUGGAGAUAAAUAUGGUGCAGUUAGCAAAGUUUAUACCCCAGCUGAAGAAGGCGCUGCAGGUACCAUUUGGCAACUUGCAAAAGCUUAUGUAGCCGUAAAUGAUUCUGGUGUCCAUCAGCUCAUCAGUCACUGGUUAAAUACACAUGCUGUGAUCGAGCCACUUGUGAUUGCAACGAACAGGCAGCUGAGUGCAGUCCACCCGAUUUACAAACUCUUGCAGCCUCAUUUUCGUGACACUAUGAACAUAAAUGCCCUUGCCAGGCAAACUCUCAUUAAUGCCGGAGGCAUUCUAGAGUCGACAGUUUUUCCAGGAAAGUAUGCAAUGGAGAUGUCAGCAGUGAUAUAUAAGAGCUGGGUCUUUACUGAGCAAGGACUCCCAGCGGAUCUCCUUAAGAGAGGAGUUGCAGUCAAGGAUUCAAGUUCGCCAUAUGGUCUUCGCCUACUGAUAGAGGACUACCCGUAUGCUGUUGAUGGGUUGGAAAUCUGGUCUGCAAUUAAAUCGUGGGUUGAGGAGUAUGUCUCAUUCUACUACAAGAGUGAUGAGAUUGUUCAGAAAGACUCGGAACUUCAGGCGUGGUGGAAGGAACUUAGAGAGGUGGGUCAUGGUGACAAGAAAGAUGAGCCAUGGUGGCCCAAAAUGCAAACUCGUGGAGAGCUCAUAGAGUCAAGCACCACAAUGAUAUGGAUUUCUUCUGCUCUCCACGCAGCCGUCAACUUUGGGCAGUAUCCUUACGCAGGAUACCUUCCAAACCGUCCCACUGUAAGCCGCCGGUUCAUGCCUGAGGAGGGCACUCCAGAAUAUGAGGAGCUUAAGACUAACCCUGAGUUGGCUUUCUUGAAGACAAUUACUGCAGAGCUGCAGACACUUCUCGGGGUUUCCCUCAUUGAGAUUCUGUCAAGGCAUGCUUCCGACGAGGUCUAUCUCGGGCAGAGAGACACUCCCGAGUGGACUGCAGAAGCUGAGCCAAUUCAUGCCUUUGAGAGGUUUGGAAAGAAACUGGUUCAAAUUGAGGAGGGGAUUUUGAACAGGAACAAGGAUGCCAAUCUGAAGAACCGAGCCGGGCCCGCCAAGUUCCCAUACACUUUGCUCUAUCCUACCGGUGAAGAAGGACUUACUGCCAAGGGAAUUCCCAACAGUAUCUCAAUCUAAAGCUUCUCAGCUCCCUGGGUUUUUCUUCUCACGAGCUGCUGCAUCUUUUGGUGCAGGCCAUCUUCAGGGGAAAGUCUGUUUAAGGUUUACCUUGUUGUCCACUUAUAAUAAGAGUGUCCAAGUACAAAGGCCUUUAGCCUUUGUAUCACUAAAAUAAUUUGUAUUGUGUUUUUAUGCUUAAUAAUGUAAGGAGCCUCAAGUAAAUAAAAUAUGAAAGCUUUCUGUUAUCGUUAUGGACAAAA
Molecule: messenger RNA, 2633 nt
Organism: Morus notabilis
Lineage: Eukaryota; Viridiplantae; Streptophyta; Magnoliopsida; Rosales; Moraceae
Product: probable linoleate 9S-lipoxygenase 5
Exons: 8
Biological process (GO): lipid oxidation
Molecular function (GO): oxidoreductase activity, acting on single donors with incorporation of molecular oxygen, incorporation of two atoms of oxygen; metal ion binding; protein binding
Source: RefSeq, a predicted model, not a curated record